Molecule: messenger RNA, 1710 nt
Organism: Polistes dominula (European paper wasp)
Lineage: Eukaryota; Metazoa; Arthropoda; Insecta; Hymenoptera; Vespidae
Product: putative cytochrome P450 6a13
Molecular function (GO): monooxygenase activity; iron ion binding; oxidoreductase activity, acting on paired donors, with incorporation or reduction of molecular oxygen
Source: RefSeq, a predicted model, not a curated record
AGUAGCAUGCAAAAGUGCAACGUGACAACAUCUUCUUCUUCUUCUUGCAUUUGUUAAAAAAGAGUGUUGCUUAUUAAAUUCAUAAACAUGGAUUUGUUGUUUAUCGUUUUAAUACUUUGUGGUCUAAUAGCCUUGUAUUUGUAUUGGAGAUGGUCUUUUAGUUAUUGGGACCGACAAGGUAUACCAUCGGUACCAUUUGUCCUGCCAAUCGUUGGUCAUCUCUUACCACUGUUAUUAUUGCAAAAGAAUAUUUCUAAUUUGGUAAAGAAUUGGUACAAUCGGUUCAGCGAAGCUAGUAUGGUUGGUUAUUAUGACGGUAUGGUACCAGGAUUAUUGGUACGUGACCCAGAUCUAGUUAAGACAGUCAUGCAAACUAAUUUCUCGAAUUUCCAUGAGAAUGCACUGAAAAUUGAUCCAAAACACGAUCCACUGUUGGCUAAAAAUCCAUUCUUUACGGAAGGUGAGGAAUGGCUGACCGGUAGAAAGAGAUUGACCUAUGCAUUUUCGAGUAUGCGAUUGAAGAUAUUAGCUGAAACGGUAAGAGGUGUUUGCAAAAAGUUCGACAAUUAUUUGAACAGAAAGAUCGGUGAAGAUCAGAGGAUCGAAUUCGAAACGAAAGAUCUUUUUGGAAGAUUUACCGGUGAGGUGGUAGCCAAUGCUGCAUUUGGUAUCGAAGGAUUUUGUUUCGAAGACAACUAUAAUUCGCAAUCGUUUCACGAACUUGGAAAAAAGAUAUUUCGGGUGACACCGUUUCAUGGUGCUGUGCAAUCCGUCAUGUUAUUUUUACCAUUCUUACACAAUUUUUUUAAUUUCCGAUUUAUACCGAAAGAUAUCGAUCAUUUCUUCAGAACUAUCGUCAAACAGGUCAUCGAAAAGAGAAGGGAAGAGACCGAGAAACGUAACGAUUUCUUUCAAUUAAUGGCAGAUCUUGAAAAAAGCGAGGGUCAAAAGUUCGAUGUGGAAUCAUUGACAGCUCAUGCACUCUCGUUCUUCGUCGAUGGUUACGAGACCUCGUCGGCGACCUUAAGUUUUAUUUGUUUUGAAUUAUCCAUUCAUUAUGACGUACAAGAAAAAGCUAGGAAAGAAAUUCAUGAUGUAUUAGCAAAACACGGAGGCGAAAUUACGUAUGAUUCGUUGAAAGAGAUGACCUAUUUGGAUCAAGUGAUCAACGAGUCUCAGAGAUUGAACACUUUACUAGAUAUGAUGGGUAAAGUAUGUACCAAUAAUAUUCAAUUGAAAGGAAAAGAUGGUCUUACUUGUCAAGUGGAGCCUGGUACUAAAAUCAUUAUACCUAUUCAAUGUCUACAAAGAGAUCCUAAAUAUUGGAUUAAUCCGGAAGGCUUUGAUCCUGAUCGUUGGAGCAACGAGAAAAAAUCUGAUGUUAACAAAUAUUGCUUUUUACCAUUCGGCGAAGGUCCAAGAAUUUGCGUUGGUCUUAGAAUGGGAUUGUUACAGACAAAAGCUGCAUUAGUUACGCUUUUAUCAAAAUUUAGGGUAGAACGUAACCCAAGAACCGAUUAUCCUGUUAAAAUUGGGCUUUGGGGAAUAUUGUCAACACCUGUUCAAGGGCUUUGGGUAUAUUUGAGACGUCUUUAAUUGCAACAUUAAUAUAUCUUAUUCAUAUCUUUCUCCUUCGAAUUAUUAAACGUUCCGAAAAUGAUAUAUAUAACCAUAAAUCAUAUAAAUAAAAUUUGUAAAAUAAAAAAUAAA